Molecule: messenger RNA, 1271 nt
Organism: Chironomus riparius
Lineage: Eukaryota; Metazoa; Arthropoda; Insecta; Diptera; Chironomidae
Source: the annotation of a GenBank genome assembly
ACUUAGAACCAUAUAAUCAUACAAUUUUAACAUAAAUUCAACUUUUUGCAUUAGUUUUUAAAGUAAAAAAAAAGCUUUUUUUAAUUCAUUAUGUCUCAAGUAAAAUUCACUGAAGGAGAAAAAGUUUUAUGCUAUCAUGGACAGUUAAUAUACGAAGCAAAACUACUCAAAACUCAGGUGAAGGAUAAAGUAGUAAAAUAUUACAUACAUUACGCAGGAUGGAGUAAAAACUGGGAUGAAUGGGUUCCAGAAAAUCGAGUCUUAAAGUAUAAUGAAGCAAAUGUACAGUUGCAGAAAGAGAUUCAAAAAAAAGUAGAGACUUCUGCCAAAUCAACAAAAAAAGCAUCAAAAAAUGCAAAAAAAGCAGACUCAUCAAAAGACGAUGCAACAUCAAGAUCUUCGACUCCAUCAAAGGAUAUAUCAACGACUAUGCCAAUAACUAAAGAAUUAACAAAAUCGAGAGGAUCAAGUGUCAAACCAUCAACUUCAUCAACAAACGUGAGCAAGGAAAUUUCAAAAACAAACAGUAUCACAGAUGAUGAUUUGCAUAAAAGGAAACGUCAAAGACUAGAUACGAGUGCGUCAUCAAAUGAAAGUCCUGAAGAAAAGAUUUCAAAACCUGAAAUUACUAUUACAAUUCCAAAAGAUUUAAAGUCACGAUUAGUUGACGACUGGCAUGCAAUCAAUUCGCAGAGUAAAUUGAUUGAGUUGCCAGCAAAGAUUACUGUUGAUGAUAUUGUUGCCCAGUACAAAAAAUCCAAAUCCAGUAGCAAAGGUGGAAUAUCAUGUGAGGACAUUUCCAAUGGGAUUUUGGAAUACUUUAACGUAAUGCUGGGAUCACAACUGCUGUAUAAAGUUGAGAGGACUCAAUAUUCAGAUAUUUUGAAUAAGUAUCCAGAUAAACCAAUGUCUCAAAUCUAUGGGUCUUUCCAUCUCUUAAGGCUUUUCGUGAAACUUGGUCCUGUUUUAUCAUUCACUACUUUGGACAAAAAUAAUAUCCGAGUUUUAAUUGGACAUUUGGCAGAUUUUUUAAAAUUCUUGGAAUCAAAAGCAGAUGAAUACUUUCCUACGUCAAGCUUUAGCUACCCACAAACCUCAGAAUAUCUAAGACGUGCAGCCCAAUAAAUAAAGGAAAUUUAAUGUUAAUGGACCAUAAAAUAAUUUUAUAUGUUAUCAGUGUUUCUGAUUAUUUUCAACUAUUGAUUUGAUGUGCAUAAACAUUAAAAUACAUAAAUAUGUUUAAUUAAUUACAUAAUAAACUGUAUAAAUUC